This is a messenger RNA of Mangifera indica (mango), 2003 nucleotides long. RefSeq names its product LEC14B protein. Gene Ontology annotation, biological process: proteasome-mediated ubiquitin-dependent protein catabolic process. Gene Ontology annotation, molecular function: protein binding. The transcript is spliced from 11 exons. The record is from RefSeq and is a predicted model, not a curated record. NCBI's taxonomy places the organism in Eukaryota, Viridiplantae, Streptophyta, Magnoliopsida, Sapindales, Anacardiaceae. Bases 258 to 1736 code for a protein of 492 amino acids. Gene Ontology annotation, cellular component: Cul4-RING E3 ubiquitin ligase complex.
CAUCUCCAGCAAUGCCCACGCACAGCGCUUUAAUGAAUAAUUGACGUGGUAACCAAAAUAAAUAUCCCUGUAUCAUCAUCCACUGGCAAAUUAUCGGCAGGAAAACAGUUGAAUACGGUGCUGAAAGCGGGGGACCCGAUUUUUUCCUAACAAGAAGGAUGGAUACACUGUAAGAAUCUUCAUAUGGGCGUUAUGAAGGCUCAGCAUACUUGUAAAUGCUUAAGCAAUGAAAAAUAUUGCCGGUGAUUUGAGUUAAAAUGUAUGUAAUAUCUGGUCAAGUUGACAUUGACGAAAUGGGUUAUUCCAUGAGUAGAUUGGAUAUAGAAUCUGAUUACUUUGAUAGUGAUGAGUCCAGCAGUGAAGCCAGUAACAGUCACAGUAAAUGUAAGAAUCAUUUGAAUAAUUUAGAUCAUGAGAUUGCCCAGCUCACAAAGCUGAAAUCUGGACCACAUGAGAAGCUGAGCAAAGUCAUACCGGGAAAGCAGGACUUGCCUGUUUCUGUGGUAAAGAUGUUGGCAUCUAGGCAAGGUAAUUAUUCAGGAAGAGGGAGGUUCUCCUCGGCAGAUUGCUGCCAUAUUUUAAGUAGAUAUUUGCCAGUCAAUGGACCAUGGCUUGUGGAUCAGAUAAGCAGCAGAGCAUAUGUUUCUCAGUUUUCAGCUGAUGGUUCUUUGUUUAUUGCUGGAUUUCAGGGAAGCCAAAUCAGAAUAUACAAUGUGGAGAGAGGAUGGAAACUACAGAAGGACAUUCGUGCCAAAAGUUUGCGUUGGACAGUUACAGAUACAUGUCUUUCUCCAGAUCAACACCAUCUCGUUUAUGCAAGCAUGUCACCUAUUGUCCAUAUUGUUAAUGUUGGUUCUGGGCCAACAAAGUCUUGUGCAAAUAUAACGGAGAUACAUGAUGGAUUGGACUUCUCUGCUGCUAGUGAUUUAGGAGGUUAUUCAUUUGGAAUCUUCUCUGUGAAAUUUUCAACUGAUGGGCGAGAACUUGUUGCUGGAAGUAGUGAUGAUUCUAUAUAUGUUUAUGAUCUUGAAGCAAAUAAGCUUUCUCUUAAAAUUUUGGCACACACGUCUGAUGUUAACACUGUGUGUUUUGCUGAUGAAAGUGGCCAUCUAAUUUAUUCUGGAAGUGAUGACAAUCUUUGCAAGGUGUGGGAUAGACGUUGUCUAAAUGCAAAAGGGAAGCCAGCAGGAAUCUUGAUGGGACACUUAGAAGGCAUUACAUAUAUUGAUAGCCGUGGAGAUGGUCGUUAUUUUAUCUCAAACGGUAAAGAUCAGACUACCAAACUUUGGGAUAUUCGGAAAAUGCUCUCUAAUACUACCUGCAACGUGGGGCUUAGGAAUUAUGAAUGGGAUUACAGAUGGAUGGACUACCCACCCCCUGCAAGAGAUUUGAAACACCCAUCUGAUCAAUCAGUUGCUACAUAUAAAGGCCAUUCCAUCUUGCGUACUCUUAUCCGUUGCUACUUUUCUCCUGCAUACAGCACUGGCCAAAAAUAUAUCUACACUGGAUCCCAUGAUGGUUGUGUCUAUGUUUAUGACUUGGUGAGUGGAGCCAAAGUUGCUGUCCUGAGGCACCAUAAUUCACCUGUAAGAGAUUGUAGUUGGCACCCAUAUUACCCAAUGCUGGUUAGCUCUUCUUGGGAUGGAGAUGUUGUGAGAUGGGAAUUUCCAGGGAAUGGAGAAGCUCCAAUUGCUAUGAACAAGAGGAGAAUCCGGAGGAGACAGUUCUUCUUGUGAUAUGAGGCUCGUGCAAAUGAAAAGCUGAAAAGCAGAGGACUAUCAUUUCUGUCACAUAUAUAUGACAAGCUUAUAAAAGUUUGAGACCAAAAUUUGUCGUCAUUUCAUACAUUGGCGAGGGAAACUUAUAAUUGCACCGUGUUGAGGUGGCAGGAUUCUACUCUUAAUUCACAUACUAUUGUCAUGUACCUAGAUAUUGUAUAUUUAUUUAUAUUAUAAAAUUAUAUAUAUAAUUUUAUAUAUAAAUAAAGGUAUAUUAUUGUAUAA